Messenger RNA from Pieris rapae (cabbage white), 2118 nucleotides. RefSeq names its product 5-hydroxytryptamine receptor 2A (gene 5-HT2B). The transcript has 7 exons. The record is from RefSeq and is a predicted model, not a curated record. Gene Ontology annotation, molecular function: G protein-coupled receptor activity. Gene Ontology annotation, biological process: adenylate cyclase-activating adrenergic receptor signaling pathway. Gene Ontology annotation, cellular component: membrane. Bases 112 to 1950 code for a protein of 612 amino acids. Lineage: Eukaryota; Metazoa; Arthropoda; Insecta; Lepidoptera; Pieridae.
UCGAAGAUGCGAGUAUGAACAUCGAAAUGGACCCGCCGAACACAAUAUACCACAUUUACGAAAUAAGAUGAAUCACUUCCCCAAAAUGAAAUUGAAAACGAGUUUCACACAAUGAACGAGACGUACGAUAUUUCCGCCGAUGAUGUAACUUGGAUAUUAAGUAACUAUAGUUUUGGGAAUGGAACGAUCAGUGAGGCCGAUGCGAAUAAUUGGUGGGCCCUUAUAGCAUUAGUACUAGUUGUGUGUACAGCUGCGGGCAAUGUUUUGGUAUGCUUAGCAAUAUACUUGGAGAGGCGGCUACAGAAUGUGACGAACUAUUUCCUGAUGUCUUUGGCGAUCACAGAUCUCCUUGUCGCAGUGUUAGUUAUGCCGGUUGGGAUUUUGACGCUUGUGAGAGGCUACUUUCCGUUGCCAGCGGUGUACUGCCUGGUAUGGGUGUGCCUCGACGUGUUGUUGUGUACAGCCUCCAUCAUGCAUUUGUGCACCAUAAGCGUCGACAGAUAUCUUUCUUUGAGGUAUCCGAUGAGAUUCGGUCGAAACAAGACGAGGAAGAGAGUGACAAUCAAGAUUAUGUUCGUUUGGAUUUUAUCUACCGCCAUGAGUCUCCCUCUCAGUUUGAUGUAUUCUAAGAAUGAAGAAUCAGUACUAAUAGGGGGUUCUUGUCAAAUUCCGGAUCCCCUAUACAAAGCGAUUGGAUCCGUUAUAUCCUUUUAUAUUCCUCUGGGUGUGAUGCUGCUUACGUAUGCCCUGACUGUACAGCUUCUUGCAAGGCAAAGGAAAGGCCUCGGGCAAGGAUGGGCAGCAGGCUGGCUUGGUGGGGUUCCUAUCGAACGCCGAUGUACUUGGAAGAGGUUUCUCAGUCCUAGAAGCGGUACCCCACAACAUUCAGCUGCUUCAACUGAAACUGAAUUACCACCGAUUGACACUAGAGAUCUGUGGCUUCAGGACUCGAGUGAGCCUGCUCCGUCAGCAAUGAGCGCACUGCAUCAUUUUGGGGCAGAGAUGUUGCGUCUGUCGCGCGGCUUGGAAGCUUCUGCUGCAGCUAAGACAUCCAAAGGAACCAAUAUAUCCGAUAAGGGUGGUAUGCUUACACCAGGCUCGUUGAGCGUAUCAUCCAGUUCACCAUCAUCUAUGUUACUGGACAAAAGACGACCGUCAUCCACAUGUGACCCUAACACACCACUACACCGCGCUAGAAGUGCUUCUGACGAUGAAAGCAAUGAUGGUCUUCUAGCUCCAGUCACAUUAACAGCAAAAUCAAGAAGUUCUGAAGAUGGCCUACUUCUGCCUCCACCUUGCACUUGCCCCUAUUUUGGGUCAGACUCAACUCCCCCGCGGCGUACUACAGAAGUCAUAAUAGUUCCUGGUGGGGAUAUCAAUGGAUGUAACGGUUAUCCUAGGAACGGAACUCAAAACUCUGAAGAAUCUCCAAACUUUUUUAGACGCCCAAGUAGAGGUGCAUCUUCUAUAGUGACCUGGGAAGAGGCCAGAAGAUUUCGACGUGGUUCAAGCUUUGGCGCUAGGACAGCCUUAUCCACGCCAGUAAGAACCAUUCGAAACCAAAGAUCAAUCAAUUGUCGCCCUCAAGGCUCAACGUCUACACCACAAAGACAAACGCCCAGGACACAUCAUUCUAGAAAUUCCAGUGUCAUAUCACGAAAUUCCUCUCGACAUGGAAGAAUACUGCGCCUAGAACAGAAAGCAACCAAAGUUCUUGGGGUAGUUUUUUUUACAUUUGUUGUGCUAUGGGCGCCAUUUUUCAUUCUGAAUAUGGUACCAGCAGUAUGUCCAGAAUGUGAAAAGAGAAUACCGAUAUGGGUAUUCGAUUGUGUACUUUGGUUGGGUUAUGCCUCAUCUAUGGUGAAUCCUAUUUUCUAUACAAUUUUUAAUAAGGUGUUUAGGCAGGCCUUCAAAAAGGUGCUUUUGUGUCAGUAUUGUAAAAAGAGAUAGCCAGCACCCUGGGAGCGUAUCCGACCAUCCUCUGAUCCAGGCCUUGGAGCGCUCUCAGUAAAUAGAAACGUAAGAUCUCAAUUUGUGUAAACAGAGCUUUAAGUAAAAACGCUUUUAGGUAAAACUAGUCGUAGUUUUAAGGAAAAAACAUUUUUUUUCUAGUCGUAC